Oncorhynchus mykiss (rainbow trout) is the source of this 1605-nucleotide messenger RNA. RefSeq names its product stathmin-2. The record is from RefSeq and is a predicted model, not a curated record. Gene Ontology annotation, biological process: microtubule depolymerization; regulation of microtubule polymerization or depolymerization; neuron projection development. NCBI's taxonomy places the organism in Eukaryota, Metazoa, Chordata, Actinopteri, Salmoniformes, Salmonidae. Gene Ontology annotation, cellular component: cytoplasm; growth cone; neuron projection. Gene Ontology annotation, molecular function: tubulin binding.
CCUGCCUGUCUCCCUGAUGCCUUUUCAGCACCAUGGACAAGAGCCAUUAGGAGCGGUUCAGCUCUGCCAAGCCUUUUUCGCGGGCGUCACCCUAAAAACAACAGAGGGGCAACAGCCACCCCGUCUCCUUUAAUAGGGGUGACUGAACACUCCAAUACAAAGGGACAUUAGAGGGAAAAGCGCUUUGGGGAUGCGCGUCAAGGGACCACGGUAGCCAAUCUGCUUGAGCACGUAGAUGCUCGUAAUUCACGACCCCCCUUUGCUGUCUCGCGCAGUGUUCUUGCUGACUCAGUGCCUUACAGCAGUGCUCCCUGUUCUCUCCGCGCAUCGACCAGAAACUGCGACGCAGGCUCCCUCCAGUAGCCUAGCCCACUUCUUUCACCACCAACGCCGCACAAACUGACAGACAUGGCUAAAACAGCAAUUGCGUACAAAGAGAAGAUGAAGGAGAUGUCUGUCCUGUCUCUCCUCUGCUCCUGCCUGUACCCAGAGACACGCAAGAACCUGGUGGGAGAGUUCCAAGUAGCAGGCAUGGAGGUGAAGCCCAUCAACAAGCGUGCCUCUGGCCAGGCCUUCGAGGUGAUCCUGAAGCCCCCCUCUCCGGUGUCAGACGCAGCCCACUGUGUCACCUCGCCCCCUAAGAGGGAGGUCUCUCUGGAGGACAUCCAGAAGAAGCUGGAGGCCGCUGAGGACCGGAGGAGAUCCCAGGAGGCCCAGGUUCUCAGGGCCCUGGCAGAAAAGCGGGAGCACGAGAGAGACGUGGUGAUGAAGGCCAUGGAGGAGAACAGCAACUUCAGCAAGAUGGCAGAGGAGAAGCUGACCAUGAAGAUGGAGCAGAUCAAGGAGAACCGCCAGGCCUACCUGGCCUCCAUCAUGGAGCGCCUGCAGGAGAAGGAGAGGCAUGCCCAGGUGGUGCGCAGGAACAAAGAGCUGAGGGAAGAGCUGACAGCGUGAGCAGGCGUGGGGCGCCACAAACCAUCGUACCCCCCCCCCUACAGCCACCCUCCUGUACCCUGUACUCCUCCGCCCCCUCCCAAGGGACUCCCCUGACAACCCCACUUCUACAGCACCCCCAGCGUCAGAAGACCCCCCCCAGAGUGAGGUGGAGGACCCACCGGCACCCCACACCAACAGCAUUAGCAAAUGGGGGGAUUGCAAAAAAAACGACCAAAAUGUCACCCCCCCCCUCCCUAAUAAAUAAUGUUUUUGCUCGAUUUCAAAUGCUGAAAAAAGAAAAGAUGAAAAGCCAACCAAGUUAUAGUGGGUAUUGUUUUUUGUAAAUACUUAUGUUUUUGUUAUAUACAGUAGGAUAGUACAGCAGAAGUAUUGCAGUGUGCCAUUUUAGCAUUUUCUCUAUCUAUGGAUGUACUUUUAUUUUAUUUUUUUCUCAAACAAAAAUCGUUUGCAGUUUCUCUCGUACUAUAAGGCUUCUGUGUUGUUGUGAGUUCGCCAGCUAGCCGACGUGCGUUUGCGCUGGUUAUUUUCUGACCAUGUUUGUUUCUGUGUCAGUCAGUCAGUCAGUCAGUCAGUCAGUCAGUCAGUGUGGGGAUGAUGAUAAUACAGGCUGCUCAUUGACUUCCAGGAGAGAGACUAGCUAGACAUCAG